UAUCUUUUUUCCACUAUACUUGAAAACUAAUCUAUGUAUAUUUUUUAAGUUUAUUACAAUUAUUACAUCUAAGCUUUAUUAUUUCACACAUAUAGGCGAGAAGCAACAGGAAUGCAGCAAAUCGAGCUAAGUUGAAGAUGCCUCAUCAUAUUGGUAGCAAGCCUAUUCGAGAGAUUAUUUAUCAAAAGGGCGGGAAAUAUGGCAAUCCACCAGAUUUGGGGACUGUUUUCUUUGAAACUCGUAAGAAAGAUAACAAGCUUGUUGAACCUGAAGCAAUUGAAAAAUAUGCUCAGAUCGAAGAAAUGGUUCAAUCGGAGCCAUCUCUAUCUAGCAUAGAGAUUGUCAAAAACUGUUGUGGACCUCAAACUCGUAGCCAUGUAUUUGGCUUUGGGGGUGGAGUAAAGGCGAAAGACUUGAAAGGUGGAACCUCUUCAAAGGCUGAAUUAUUGUCUGCGCUACGUUCGACUCAAGAAGAAAACAAAUCCUUGAAUGAGAAAAACAAAUCUGGUUUAAUUUCAGGUAUACAGGAAAUGUCGGAUUCACAUUCUGUCAACUUUCAAGUGGAACCGAGCCAUCACGAGCAUGACGGCGGGGAUGCAUCGAACCACAACACGCUCCCCAUUAAUCCAGCUCAAAUCGGUUCAUCAGUGGGAAACAUUCCGGUCGGUGAGGAUAACGGGGCCAUGCUGCAGUAG
This is a messenger RNA of Lycium ferocissimum, 695 nucleotides long. RefSeq lists its product as uncharacterized. NCBI's taxonomy places the organism in Eukaryota, Viridiplantae, Streptophyta, Magnoliopsida, Solanales, Solanaceae. The coding region runs from base 138 to 695 and encodes 185 amino acids. The record is from RefSeq and is a predicted model, not a curated record. The transcript has 4 exons.